GGCUUCCUUGGUGAUACGUGGAAUAUGACACCACAAACGGUACGUAACACUGAACUACUAUGUCCGACACCAAUUGGUCGAUGCAACGAAACAUUGCUGAGCAAUGGUGUUGUCAUGAACGGCAACGCUCAACGAAUUGCAUCCACAGUUCCAUCAGCCGCAUCAACCUUAUCAGCAAAUCUAGCAGUGAACAACAUCGCUGGUGCCACUGAAGCAAGUACUGAUAGCAACAGUGCUAUUGUGUGUGGUACUACAGCAGCAGCAGCCGCAGUUGCAGGCCUAAUGGCCACAUCAUCAAUAACAAGUGCUUCUUCGUAUUGA
Anisakis simplex (herring worm) is the source of this 321-nucleotide messenger RNA. The record is from the annotation of a GenBank genome assembly. NCBI's taxonomy places the organism in Eukaryota, Metazoa, Nematoda, Chromadorea, Rhabditida, Anisakidae.